This is a messenger RNA of Sinocyclocheilus grahami, 1443 nucleotides long. Its product is annotated as G protein-activated inward rectifier potassium channel 4-like. Gene Ontology annotation, cellular component: plasma membrane. The transcript is spliced from 4 exons. Bases 460 to 1443 code for a protein of 327 amino acids. Gene Ontology annotation, biological process: regulation of monoatomic ion transmembrane transport; potassium ion import across plasma membrane. Gene Ontology annotation, molecular function: G-protein activated inward rectifier potassium channel activity. NCBI's taxonomy places the organism in Eukaryota, Metazoa, Chordata, Actinopteri, Cypriniformes, Cyprinidae. The record is from RefSeq and is a predicted model, not a curated record.
CGUGCCGUACGCGCUUGGAGUGAGGCAGGACCUGGGGGAGGAGACAUGUGUAUCACGCUUUCGCUCAUGCUUCUGUGUUUCGCCUACCAAUUCCACAUCAUCGUGCACAUUGUUCCCGCGCACUGACACUACGAUCAUCCAGUAUCCCUCCAGCACACCUUCAUCUUCUGUGGAUCUGCACGCGUUUAGCUUUGCGCGAGCCGUUAUUUAAUUCGUCUGACUUCAUGGGACGUGCUUUUAACGCGAAACGGUUUAAAGACCUACAAGUCGUCGUCAUAUUAUUUCUUUCUGCGCUUGGAGACAAUGUUUUAAAGCAAACACUGGCGUGCGCGCUUCGCUUUAAAUGAGCUCGGAUUGGUGAGCCACUGGGAACCCAAGCACGGAACUAACUUGAACUACGAAACUGGAGAGCUCCAGCUACUGUGUUGGAUCAAAGACGACGUCUACGGCUUCCGGGCCAUGAGUAGUUUUAAGGGCCAGGAUGUGGAAAAACAAGGCAUCAAGCUGCCAAAAAAAUGGAUUGAUUCCAAUGAAAAAAUCCCCACAGACCGUACGAUGGUUGUCGGUGGAGUUGUGGGAGGAGGAGACACUUCCGAUCCCCCAGGAGGUCAGUUGAGAAAACGGCGUCAGCGCUAUGUGGAAAAGGACGGCAAGUGCAACGUCCACCACGGAAACGUGCGCGAAACCUACCGUUACCUGACGGACAUCUUCACCACACUCGUGGACUUGAAGUGGCGCUUAAAUCUGCUGGUCUUCACCCUGGUCUACACUACCACCUGGGUGUUUUUUGGCUUCAUUUGGUGGCUCAUCGCCUACAUCCGUGGAGACCUGGACCACACUGAUGACAACGAGUGGACACCGUGUGUCAAUAAUCUCAAUGGCUUCGUCUCAGCCUUCCUUUUUUCCAUCGAGACCGAGACCACCAUUGGUUAUGGGUACCGUGUCAUAACGGACAAAUGCCCUGAGGGCAUCAUCUUGCUUCUGGUGCAGGCCAUCUUGGGCUCCAUCGUCAAUGCCUUCAUGGUGGGCUGCAUGUUUGUGAAAAUCUCACAACCAAAGAAUCGCGCCGAAACGCUCAUGUUUUCUAACACAGCUGUGAUAUCCAUGCGGGACAGCAAGUUGUGUUUGAUGUUCCGUGUUGGUGACUUGCGUAACUCACACAUUGUGGAGGCCUCCAUCAGGGCAAAGCUCAUCCGCUCCAAGCAGACCAAGGAAGGAGAGUUUAUCCCCCUAAACCAGACGGACAUCAACGUGGGCUUUGACACGGGGGACGAUCGGCUGUUCCUGGUGUCACCGCUGAUCAUUUGCCAUGAGAUCAACAAGAACAGCCCCUUCUGGGACAUCUCUCAGGAGCAACUGGUGCGAGAAGAGUUUGAAAUAGUGGUCAUUCUGGAAGGAAUGGUGGAGGCUACAGAAUACCAAGAAAAUAAGUCUGAAUUGUGA